UAAAUGAUUUAAAAAUGACACAUUCACAAUAAUUCAAUCGAAAGCCUGAUGUUUUGCUCAAAAAUUCAAUUUUCAAUUCACAAAUCAUGAUUAAAAAUCCCGCUAAAUCAAUCGCCUGUACUAUUCGAAUUAAUGAUGAAUCCUAUUCGAAUCAACAUAAAUCCAUUCCUUUAUAUUUUAAGGAAGAUGGUCAACGAUUUCUGAUGCAACAAACAUUAAAGAUGCUCACCUCUUCACCAUAUAAUUUUGAAAUACAUUUAGAACGAAUUCAUUCACAAAUUCAACUCGUUAAAGUUGAUCUAGGUAUUGAACCAGAUGUUUAUUCAUCUACAUUUGUUGAUUUUAAUCUACAUCGUCGUGGAAAUCAUUCACGUUCAAUUACAUUUAUAUGGGAUUCUUCGGGAAAAAUACGACCAGAAAACGUGCGCAACAAACAAAGAGAUUUCUUAACCAUAUCGAUAAUUUUUUCCGACAUGUCAAUCAUCGAGAUACGAUUACAGAUUCGUUUCUAUAUUAAACCUGGUAAACAUUAUCGUUGGGGUGAAGAACUUGAUCAUUGUAAAGGUGAAAUAAUCUAUAACAUUGAUAAUGAUCGACCAUGCGACAUGAUUAUAAUGCCAACAUUGUAUGCAAAACCAAAAUAUUUUCAUUUAUUACAGCAACAACAACAACAAUAACAACAACAUUCAACAUUGUCAUCAAGUUCAAAUUUAAUGUAAUUUUUUCCACAUUUUUUUCACAUUCACAAUGAAUUUAAUAUUAAUAAACAAAAAGAGUUUGUGACUACUACCACCAA
Molecule: messenger RNA, 796 nt
Organism: Dermatophagoides farinae (American house dust mite)
Lineage: Eukaryota; Metazoa; Arthropoda; Arachnida; Sarcoptiformes; Pyroglyphidae
Product: CB1 cannabinoid receptor-interacting protein 1
Source: RefSeq, a predicted model, not a curated record